Molecule: messenger RNA, 651 nt
Organism: Camellia sinensis
Lineage: Eukaryota; Viridiplantae; Streptophyta; Magnoliopsida; Ericales; Theaceae
Source: RefSeq, a predicted model, not a curated record
AUGGAGGACAAGCACAAGGAGCACAAAUACACCCUAGACCAAUACCUGUCAAAAGCCGAGCACUACAUAUGCUCAUGCUUCAACAAAAACAACGGCACCAACAACAUUGAUCGUACCCCGGGAGGCCUUUUAUUCAUUCGGCAAUGGAACAACAUGCAAUAUGUAUCCUCGGCCACAUUCCUUCUCAUCGUAUACUCGGACUUCCUCAAAAGCUUGAACCAGAAGCUCAACUGCCAUGGAGUAGUUAGCCCAGAAGAGCUCUUCAACCUAGCCAAAGCUCAAGUGGACUACAUUUUGGGGUCCAACCCCAUGAACAUGAGCUACCUAGUUGGAUAUGGUACUAAAUACCCCACAAGGAUGCACCACAGGGGUGCAUCGAUUGUGCUCUACAGAGAGAACAAAGGAUUCAUUGGGUGCACCCAAGGGUAUGACAAUUGGUACAGUAGAGAGGAACCAAACCCGAAUGUUGUUGUUAGAGCAUUAGUUGGAGGUUUUGAUUGUCAAGACAAUUUCAGUGAUCAAAGAGGGAACUACAUGCAAACUGAGGCUUGCACUUACAAUACAGCACCAUUGGUUGGGGUUUUUGCAAAGUUGAAUCAAUUGGGUGAUAAACAAGAGAUUCCAAAUCUGAAUUUGAUUGCUUCCUUUUAG